UGCUUUUGAGUUGGAAAAUGUUGGAGCUGAGGCUGGUCCAAGGAGGUCUCCUGAAGAAGGUUCUGGAUUCGCUCAAGGACCUCGUGAACGAUGCCAACUUCGACUGCUCGGCGACGGGCUUCUCUCUGCAAGCAAUGGAUUCCAGCCACGUCGCUUUGGUGGCGCUUCUUCUCCGAUCGGAGGGCUUCGAGCACUACCGGUGCGACCGCAAUCUCUCGCUUGGAAUGAACCUCAGCAACAUGGCCAAGAUGUUAAAAUGCGCCGGCAACGACGACAUCGUCACCAUCAAGGCCGACGACGCUGCUGACUCCGUCACCUUCAUGUUCGAAAGCCCUAAUCAAGAUAAGAUUGCUGAUUUUGAUAUGAAGUUGAUGGACAUCGACAGUGAGCAUCUUGGGAUUCCAGAGGCGGAGUUUCAGGCCAUUGUUAGGAUGCCGUCGGCUGAGUUUGCACGAAUUUGCAAGGAUCUUAGCACCAUUGGUGAUACAGUUGUGAUAUCUGUGACCAAGGAAGGGGUAAAGUUCUCUACAAGAGGUGAUAUUGGAACCGCUAAUAUUGUUUGCCGGCACAAUACUUCUGUGGACAAGCCUGAAGAAGCAACCAUUAUAGAGAUGGAAGAGACGGUCAGUUUGACCUUUGCAUUGAGGUAUAUGAAUUCAUUCACAAAGGCAACCCCACUGGCGAACCAAGUGACGAUCAGCUUGUCUUCCGACUUACCAGUUGUGGUUGAGUACAAAGUUGCAGAGAUGGGUCACAUAAGGUUUUACUUGGCUCCCAAGAUAGAAGAAGAGGAGGAGAUUGAAGCUCAAAGAGAGACCAGGCCUCAAGUGGAAACCAAGCCAAAAACCAAACCCAAGACAGAGAUCGAGCCACCUAUAGACGAUAUCAAGCCUAAGGUUGAACAUGUCUCAGAUAUUAAGCCGAAAUUGGAGAUAAAGAAACCUAAAGAGGAAAUUGAAGCCAGUGGUGAAAGCAAACCUCAAGUGGAUGCCAAAGCUGAAAUAGAAGUAAUGGAUGUUGAGUAAUUUCACUUUUUAACCUUAGCAAACUGAUGGGGAAACGUUUCACUAGUUUAGUGUUUUUUACUUCACAUUUUGUCAUGUAGGGAUUAUACAAUCCUUGCUUCCAUUUGUGUGAUUUUGCCUACUAAAUUGUUGAUUGAAAGAAACGCGACUGUAAUUGCAGAGUUUUAAGCUACUACCACUUAGCAACUAGAAUAUAGUAAUGCAGUUAUUGAGAAAUUUGUCAAGCUUUUAAGUUUUCGCAUACCUCUAAAGCUGUUGUGAAAUCACUUCUAGUAAUUGAAAAGAAGC
This is a messenger RNA of Morus notabilis, 1313 nucleotides long. Its product is annotated as proliferating cell nuclear antigen. Lineage: Eukaryota; Viridiplantae; Streptophyta; Magnoliopsida; Rosales; Moraceae. Gene Ontology annotation, biological process: regulation of DNA replication; translesion synthesis; leading strand elongation. Gene Ontology annotation, molecular function: DNA binding; DNA polymerase processivity factor activity. The transcript is spliced from 4 exons. Gene Ontology annotation, cellular component: PCNA complex. The record is from RefSeq and is a predicted model, not a curated record. Bases 18 to 1025 code for a protein of 335 amino acids.